AUUGUGCUAACAUGUCUGGAAGAAAAUUAAGAAUGUUAGCACUCGUUCGAAAUAAUCAACAAAGUGAAAUUCCUGAAGUGGACAGGGUAUUACCUCCAGAACAUUCAAUGCCUGAAUCUAACCUUCAAACAGGCCAAAUACCAAAAGCAUCAGAACCUAUUAGUCAAAUCGAAUCUGAAGAAAUCACGUCACCCCUACUUGUCCUAACAGAAUGUACACCCAAUACCUUACUGGAUAUAACUGACUCUCAGAUAAGUGCAACAAAAACUAAUAUAAUAAUUGAAUGUCCUGAAGAUAUUGCUUAUGAGCUUGGCAUCACAGUCGACGAUGGCGAACCAAAAUCAAACCAAGCAGAGCCUUCCACCUCAACUGAGAAAAAUACUCAGCAUUUCGACAAUAUCCUUAAAGAUUCUGAUAGUUUUUGUGUUCAAAAUCAGCAUGCAAAUAAUAAUUCUGAUAAUGAAAAUUCUUUACACUCUAAUGAGAGUUAUAAAUCUGACAUGCCUUAUGAGCCAUCCAGUGAUAAAAAUGGCUCAAGCACUGACGACGAAGUUUUCAUAAAUGACGAAAACAGACAAGAAGCUGCAAAUCUUGCAAUUCUCAAAAAAAAGCAAAAGCGAAAGCGUUCUUUAAAGGGUCAAAGUGACUGCUCAUUAUGGCAAAAAAAUUGCUAA
This is a messenger RNA of Anthonomus grandis grandis, 674 nucleotides long. RefSeq lists its product as uncharacterized. The transcript is spliced from 3 exons. NCBI's taxonomy places the organism in Eukaryota, Metazoa, Arthropoda, Insecta, Coleoptera, Curculionidae. Bases 12 to 674 code for a protein of 220 amino acids. The record is from RefSeq and is a predicted model, not a curated record.